Sphaerulina musiva SO2202 is the source of this 2082-nucleotide messenger RNA. Its product is annotated as MFS general substrate transporter. The transcript has 7 exons. Gene Ontology annotation, cellular component: plasma membrane. Lineage: Eukaryota; Fungi; Ascomycota; Dothideomycetes; Mycosphaerellales; Mycosphaerellaceae. Gene Ontology annotation, biological process: transmembrane transport; carboxylic acid transport. Bases 339 to 1886 code for a protein of 515 amino acids. Gene Ontology annotation, molecular function: carboxylic acid transmembrane transporter activity. The record is from RefSeq and is a predicted model, not a curated record.
CUCCAGUCCCCCCGGGGGGCUUGUCACAUGGCCAAGGUCUCGGCGACGGCGGCUAGGUAUCAUCGCAGCAUCGCAUGGUCAAGGCAGAGGAACCGGAACCAAGCCUUGUACGCCCACGUUACUCACGCGCAAAAAAAAAGUACAAAGCAGCCAGAUGUCGCACACCCAAGUGGCAAUGAAGAAGAAGAAAAAGUAGUAGUAGUAGUGGUUGUAGUAGUAGUACCUACUUGGUCUUUACUCACCAUUCAUCUACAUUUAUUGAUUUUGAUAUUAUACUUCCCUCAUAUCAACAUCAAACAUCAACAACAUCGAUCCUCUCUGCAGCGGCUCGUAAAAUCAUGGAGUCUACAGGUCGCCCUGCGGAACCCAUCGCCGUGGGAGUCUGGGCAACGGCGAAACAAAGCUUUUCCGAUUUGUUCAAGUGGGAGCAACGAGUCAAAAUUACCAAUGAAUAUGGAGAAUCUCGAACGGAAUGGCAACGACCACUUCCUCUUCGAAAUCCCAUUUCGUUGCUGGCCCAGCUGACUCCGACGGCUUGGGUGUUUUUUAUUGUGGGCUUUGCGUCGUGGACGGCCGACGCCUUCGACUUCCACGCCCUCAGCAUCCAAACUACCAAACUGGCUGAUUAUUACGAUACCACCAAUACCAACAUCACCAGUGCCAUUACUCUCACGCUGCUGCUACGUUCUGUCGGAGCGGCAGUUUUUGGUCUACUCGGAGAUCAGUUUGGGAGGAAAUGGCCGAUGGUGAUGAACAUGAUAAUUCUCGGCGUCCUACAAAUCGCAACCAUCUACAGCACCACAUUCUCCCAAUUCCUCGCCGUCCGCUCCAUUUUUGGUCUAUUCAUGGGAGGAGUCUACGGAAACGCCAUCGCCAUGGCCCUCGAAAACUGCCCCGUAGACGCGCGAGGUCUCAUGUCCGGAAUUCUCCAACAAGGCUACUCUUUCGGCUACGUGUGUGCGGCGUGCGCCAACUUGGGCGUCGGCGGAUCGACGGAGUCGUGGAAGACGGUAUUUUGGAUUGCGGCGGGAUUGAGUAUUGGAGUGGGAUUGAUUCGAGUCGGGUUUCCGGAGAGUCAACAGUUUCGAGAGAGGAAGGCUGCGGGUCAUAAAGGUGCUUCUCCGGGGGUGUUUUGGAAGGAGACGAAGCAGAUGUUGGCGAGGGAGUGGAAGAUGUGCAUUUAUUGCAUCGUCCUAAUGACCUGGUUCAACUUCUACUCCCACACCAGUCAAGACAGUUACACAACCUUCAUGAAGACCCAAAAACGAAUGGGCAACCACGAUGCCUCCAUCGCAAGCAUUCUCAUGAAAACGGGUGCAUGUGUCGGAGGAACCAUCAUUGGAUAUCUUAGCCAAUGGGUAGGCCGACGAAGAGCCAUGGUCGUAGCAGCAUUAAUGAGUGCUCUAAUGAUCCCCGCCUGGAUCUUGCCCACAUCGCUAGGAGGACUCUCUGCAUCUGGAUUCAUGAUUCAAUUCUUCAUUCAAGGUGCCUGGGGUGUAAUUCCCAUCCAUCUAAACGAGCUAUCCCCACCAGCUUUCCGCUCUUCAUUCCCCGGACUUACAUACCAACUCGGAAACAUGAUCUCCAGCCCCUCCGCACAAAUCGUCAACGCCAUCGCCGAAUCCCAUCUCAUUCGACCCGCCGGCGGCCAAGGCAAAGACGUGCCCUCAUACGGUCCCGUCAUGGGUGUGGCCACGGCCAUCAUCGCAUUGGGAAUUGCAGUGACUGCUGCAGUUGGCCCGGAGAAACGAGGAAGUAAAUUUGAGAAUGCGGUCAUUGGAGGCCAGACUACUGUUGAUGUGGAGAAAUUGGGGGAUGAGGAGAAGGGUGGGAAUGUGGAAAAGGGGAUUAAGGAGAUUCGGUUGGAGGAGGUGGAGAGGAAGUAGGUGGGAGGAUUGAGUGGAUGUGAGGAGCUGAGCGGGCAGAAUGUAUCAGAGAUGAGAUGAAAUUGUAGGAGGAGGAGGAUGGGGGAAUCGAUCAGUGCAAGGAGGCGGUUUUUUUGUUUCCCAUCACGCCAGUGUUCAAUUCGUCUUUGCAGUACAGCCACAACCAAUCUAUCUCACUCAUCUCUAAACCGCAAGA